This is a messenger RNA of Scomber japonicus (chub mackerel), 5915 nucleotides long. RefSeq lists its product as uncharacterized. The transcript is spliced from 8 exons. The record is from RefSeq and is a predicted model, not a curated record. Gene Ontology annotation, biological process: cell differentiation. The coding region runs from base 314 to 5080 and encodes 1588 amino acids. NCBI's taxonomy places the organism in Eukaryota, Metazoa, Chordata, Actinopteri, Scombriformes, Scombridae.
UACAGGUCGAUAGCAGCGCAACUUCUCUUCAUUUCCCCCCGUGUGCUCCACUGGAGCGCCCGCAGGCAAACUACAUAGACGGCGGGGAAGUCUAGCUGGCAUCCGGAUCUGUACCGGCCGGGUACGAACAAAUCCAGAUUGUCGCUUCCUCAAGUGUUUUUGUCACGGAAAUGGUUCACCUGAAGUUUUCCUUCGGACGGUGAAAGUUUGUAGUUGGGGAGGAAGGACGCAGAAGGGAGACGCUUCAAAUGGAGAGAGGCUGGAGUUAAAUCAGCCCAUCUGGAUCAUUAAAGUUAAACAAGGGUGAAGUGGUAUGUCAAACCGUGACUCACUGGGGUUUGGGGACCUGAUUCCCCAGGAUGUGGUUGAGAUUUUUGCCCAGGAGAAGCACAACAAAAGGGGUCGGAAGAAGCGCAGUCACUCCCUGGGCAGGGCUCUGGGCUGGCUGAAAGGCAAGAAGAGGAAGGAUCUCCGUGUUAAUGGGCAGAGCCUGGGCCUAGGUCCUGCGCUUGACUUGGCCUUGGAUGGGCACCCUGCUGGGCAUCAGGGUGGACACAAGGGAGGACAGAAGUCAGGAAAGCAGAGCCAUCCACAGGGAAACAGUCAUGCCGUCCCAAAGCGAGAUGAUGAUGACAAGACCCCUGCACCCCCAUUGCUGCAGGAGAACGUGUUCAUUGAGGCCAGCAGGCCAAAGUACUUGGAGGACCUCCACACGGAGGCCCUGGAAGGAUUGAAAAUGAUGCAGCAAGAAGAAACCAAUAAUGGAGUGGUGUACCAAGAUAACGAAAGCACAGUUUCCGCAAUGACAGUCCAAACAGAAGGUGAUGGUGAAGGGUUUAUGACAGACAGCACUGUUGCUGAUACAUCUUCGGUUGUCUCAGUACAAUCAUCUGUGUCCACAAGAUCCUCCCGCUCUGGACUCACCAGGCAAGGAUCAACAUUCAGGCCCUUAAACUCUGGGAAAAAGUCAGAAAAGGCCAAGACAAGAAGACGACACAGGAAGACUGUUGGGGGUAUCCCACAGCAUGUCCAGAGAGAGCUGGGUCUGGACAGAGUGGGCUGGACAGCGUCUUCGAAGUUAGAAGAGGAACAGCUUUUUAAUGGUGAGACUGAUGACAGCAUGACCAUUGAUGAGCCACAGCUGGCAGCAGAGUCCCAAAAAGAAGCCAGUCCCAGCUUUCGGGUUACAAAAGUCAUCCAGCCCAUCAGAAAACACCAAGAUGAGCAGCUUUGUGCCACCCAUGCUAGUCAUAAGGAUGACUUGGCCCUGCUGCAUCGCUUGGGCCCUGACUUGUCAGGUGGGCAGAGGCCUCGGUCCCUGGCUGUUCCCUGGAUGACUACUGCCAACAGCCUCCAGCAGGAGCCACCCAGCCCCGUCAUGUCAAUGUCUCCCCAGGCUGCUUACAUGUCCAAAAUCAUUCCCAAUGCUGUGUUGCCACCCUCCAUCGAGGUGGUGGAAAUCAGUCGUGGGCGGAGCCGCAGCAGCGUCCGCACUGUCAGCAAGACCAGCCUGCUGCUGUCCAGCCCGGCUCCCUCCCGUGCUUCCACCAGAUCAACUUCCUCGAGAUCCUCGAACAUCACCUCCGCUUCUCAAUACAAUGCCUCCCAUCUGUCUGAUAGCUCUUGUUGGAGCAACUCUGAGUCCUCAGAGACCUUGGUAUCUGACUCAUCAACCAUCUCCAGCAGCAGCACCCCUAGACAGAAGAGGUCGCAAGAUGGAGAUGCUUCUGGUAAGGAAGACAAAGUCAGUGUUCGCUCCUCCAUCAGCAAGGCUUCAACAUGCACCUCCAAUGGCAAGCUCAUUAGUAAGGGAGACAAGGCUAAAAAUGAGGGGCCCUUUGUGCGUAGCCUCUCUGUCAUGAAGCCCAAGCGGGCUCCUCCUCCUCCAAACCGCUCCUAUUCCCUUCACAAUAAGCUGAAGCGACGCUCACGGGAUCUGGCAGAAGUUAGGACCAAUUCAGGGGAAUCCUCUCUCCAUAACGUCUCAGGUGAGGAAAAUGAAAAAAACAAACCUGGACCUUCUCCUUUGUCUUUGAGGAUCAUGGACAGUCCAGACUACAAUGCUGACACUAGCUCUCUGGAUGACUCUACAGGCUCUGGGUCAUUCAGUCCAUUUAAAUCCCAGCUGCAGGCAGUGAAGACAGAAAAAGCUGCAAAAGUAGAAGAAUCUAAAGAUGCUACAAAAGAGAAGCAGGAACCACUUCAGGAGAAUAAGCUAAGCAAAAUGAUCUCCCCGUCCAGUGGCUACUCAAGUCAAGAUUGCACAUCCCCACAGCUUUCUAAACAGCCCCACAGCUCAUCUCCAAGGCACAAGAGAGGCAUUUUAGCCAAGCUUCAAAGGUUAUUUCCUGGAUCCACUCCUGCUGGUUCAGCUCCAUCCCCUCUCACAGAGCCACAGGCCUCUGAAGACACAAAAUCCACUGCUGAUGCUUCACUUGACACUGUCAGUGUUAACCCCUCUGUACAGGCGUUGAAAGAGCUAUUUAAUAUCCCUCCGCCACCUAAAGUACAUGCACCUCCUCCUCCUCCCCCAGAGGUAUGGGCUCACAAUAAGCGUACCUUUGAGUUGCUGCUGGGACCCCCAGCACCUGAUAACACUUACGCCAUCAUAAAGAAGAAUCCUAAGGACAGGCGACAACAAAGGCAGUCUCCCUCUGCAUCUGCAGAGGGCUCUGUGAAAACAAAGAAAGUUCAAGAAAGUGAGUUUUUGAAUGUAGAGAUUCUCAAAGAGAACAAUGAAAGACUGGCUGAGCAGAAUGAUUUGAAAGGAAGUAGCAAAGUGACAGAAAAAGAUGAAACAGUAAGAGUAAGUGAGAAAUUAAAUGGCAUGUUAGCUAAGGCUGUAGAGAAACGUGGAGAAAGGCUGGCAGCAAUGAAGGAAGAAGAAGCAAAGAAGACAUCUACACAAGCAACAGAAGGAAAGACUAACACUGAUACAUUACCCACCAUUUCAUUAGUACACAUUUCUCCAUCUCCCUCUUCACCUCCAGUGCAAGCUGUUGUGUCCCCUGAGUCAUCCUGGCCCCCACCACCUCCAGCAAUAGACCAAGCGGGUCCAUUGCUUAAUGGGCCUGAUGACAUAGAUUUCCCAUGCCCACCUCCCCCGUUAUUUUAUGAGGAAAGGUUAGUUAUGGCUGUGCAGGUGCCACCAGAGAAGUCCAUUCCUAGUACAGUACACAGUGAGCAGGUUAACUCCUCUUGCCCAACUACGUCUGUUGUACCAGUUGUGAAAACAGAUUGUGUUAAUGUGACCACAGAGGUUGAAACAUUGAAGCCUAGUUCAUCCCAGGGGAUUGCAUCACCACCCCUUAAUAUCCCUCCUCCACCACCCUAUACAGCUCCCCCUCCACCAGUUAAAGAAGUCUCUCCUCCCACGAGUAAAGAGGUCAUUUUUUCCCCACCCAAAGAGUUUUCUCCUCCACCACCUGAAGAAAUUGCUCCUCUACCACUUAAAGAGGUUUCUCCUCCGCCCCCUGAAGAAGUCUCUCCUCUGCCACCUAAAGAGGUUUCUCCUCCACCACCUGAAGAAGUCUCUCCUCUGCCACCUAAAGAGGUUUCUCCUCCACCACCUGAAGAAGUCUCUCCUCUGCCACCUAAACAGGUUUCUCCUGUGCCACCUAAAGAUAUAUCUCCUCCACCACCCAUAAAGGUUUCUCCUGAGAUGCCUAAAGAGUCUUCUCCUCCCCUGGUACAAGUCAUUCCUCCUCCUGUCACGGGUGUCUCCCCCACAUUAGUUAAUGUGGUAUCUCCUCCACCAGUUAAAGAGGUCUCUCCUCCUCUGGUUAUCAAGGACUCCGUUUUGCCUGCUGAAGAAUUUGCUCCUCCAUCUUGUCAAAAAAAUGUACCUCAAACUUUGGAAGAAGCAGCACCUGAAAGCAAACUUCCUCAACCACAAAGUAUUUCACCUCCACUGCCCACUGAACCUGUGACUUCCCUUCAGUCACAACCCCAGUCAACAGAGCAAAAAAAUGAUGUUCCCCUUGAGAGCAUCUCAUCUGAAUCUGAAACUAACCCUGUUUCCUGUACCAGUAUUCUCACUCCCCCUCAGAGUAUUCCACCUCCGCCUCCCUCAGAGUUUCUCCCUCAGUCUCAGGUUACAUCCCAGAACACUGUUGGUCCAGCAACCCAGGAGGCCUCCCUUUCAUUACCACAUGAAGCCUCCAUCCCACCAGCUCUUGAAACCACUCCUCCUCCAUCUGCAAAUAUUUCUUCACCUCCACCUCUUCCUGCGCAGGAUCUUGCCAGCAUCGAGCCUAGCCCAGCAGGUACAGAAAACCAAAGCCCAGAGCUGCUCUCUGUCCCUGUUGUACAAGAGGAACCCACUCCCAUUGUCACGCCCUCCCUUCUUCAGAUGGUCAAGCUGCGGUCUGUCAAUAGCAGCCCUGAGCCUCCCAAAGCUCAAGAACAUGCCCAGGCUGAGGUCACCAUGAUGACUGAGCAGCCCAACAAUCAGGUGCCAGGUCCAUCUGCCAGUGGUGAGGCUCCUCAGAAACCCAUAAGACGAUCUCUGAUCAUGACAUCUCCCACAUCCACUUCUCCACCUGUCACAAUCCCAUCAGAGCCAACUCUGCCCAAGUCCCAGUCUGCUGUGAUCUCAACCGCAUCUUCAGCCACAGUCCUCUCACCUAUGCCCAAAAAGUCUCCUCCUGCCACGACCACCUCACCUUCCAUGAACCUACAGGAGGCCAUCCGCCUGAGGACAGCAGCCAGAUCAAAAGACAGCCCUGCAUCUCGCCUCAGCCUGCACUCACCUACAUCACCAGUAGACUCCCGAAAGUCCCCCUCCAGCACAGCCAGCUUUAUCUUCUCUAAGAGCAACAACAAGGCAGUGAUAGAGACCAAGCCUACAGUGGAAUUGACAGAAACCUCACAGAAAAACCCAGAUGUUUCCUCUGUAACAAAGGGAGUCAAGAUGCCACCGCCUGUUGCGAAGAAACCCAAAACAAAGGCCAAAGAGAUGGAGACCAGUGAAGGGGCGGAGCAAACUGCAGGACAGGAAGCACAGCCAGAGAGUGUUGGGGAUACUUCAGAGAAAACAAACAUGACAGCAGCAGGUUCUGUUGAAGGAGGAGCCACAUGAUGGUAUUGACUGAAGACAAUGACCUGGGAAGGACCUACCAGUAACACUGACUUUGCUGCAAGUUGGUGUUCACGUGAGAGACAAGAAACUGGAUUUUUUCAGAAAUGGGAUUUAAAUCUGAUGUUUAUGGUGUGGGUAUUAAUUUUCUAAAGUAUGUAUUUUGCAUUUUACUAAGCGUAAAUACAGUAUAAUUUUGCCAGAUGGUCCUCUGAGCUUUACUGUUGCAAAAGAUGGGAAUAUACUGCCCUCUAGUGUCUAAAAAUGAUUGUACCACUUACGUCCUGCUGAAUCAGAGCUUGUAGUCAAUGAUCUUGACAAUGGGACUUUUGGGGGCUCAUCUGUAAAUAUAGCAUACAUUUGUAAAUUCAACAGUAAUGAUGAGUUCUGCUGUUUUCCCAAAGGAGUUUCUGCACCAUUUAUAUAUAAUUAUCAAAGUAUAAUGAUCUUAAGUUAUUUUUCUUUCAUGCUCAGAGGAUGGUCUUAACAGACAUUGAUGUCUGUCAUUAAUCAAUUUAUAUAUAAAUUCAUGUUUUCUGGAAAAUCCCACAUCAUUCUUUGUUUCAAGACUUUGCAUGAACACAACCAUUAAUGUAAAUCAUUUUCACAAACAAUGAGCAUACAUGUCAAGUUAUAUUAAAAAUAAUUAUUUUGGAGCAUUUUUUCUGCUGCUUUUAGUUACUGAUAAUGGGGGGGGGGGCUUGGCCUUUCCUCAUAGUUGUUGCUCCAACAAUGGUAUAUUUCUGUGUUUCAGUUUAAUAUAUUUCAAACUGGUUUCAGAGACUAAUGUAAUAAAUGAUUUAUAAAAGAAUAAAGAUCUAUGGAGAGAUGAAAUUGG